Molecule: messenger RNA, 6517 nt
Organism: Cutaneotrichosporon oleaginosum
Lineage: Eukaryota; Fungi; Basidiomycota; Tremellomycetes; Trichosporonales; Trichosporonaceae
Biological process (GO): mRNA processing; mRNA export from nucleus
Cellular component (GO): THO complex part of transcription export complex
Molecular function (GO): mRNA binding
Source: RefSeq, a predicted model, not a curated record
CUCUCCUCACUGACCGCUAGCUCAGUGUGAUCAACCCCGACGUCAAAGAUUAUGAGUGAACGGCCUGCGGGCGACGACGCAAUGGCGGCGGCGGCGGCUGCCAUGGAGGCGUUGCUCAACGGCGCUGGCACUUCCAAUCCACUCUCUUCUGCCAUCGCGGCACAGACGGCUGCAGCCGCGCGCGAGCCGACCAAGACCAUCGAGCUCGCCAACAUCAUCUUCACUCUCCUCACAUCAACCCUCUCUGCCGAUGUCGUUACUGGCGUUAUCAAGGAGGCCUUGGAGAGCCUUGGCGGUGACGAGGAGAGGAUAGAGGUGCUUGCCACAGCCGUCCUCGAAACCGCCGAUGCAAUCAAGCUCAUCAGAGAAGAUGUCGACGACCUCGUCCCGAAUGACCCGGGCGCAAUCGACAGCGAGAGCUCGGAGAAGUGCUCAAAGGUUCUUGCCAGCCUUGUGCAAAGUGGUGUGCUUCCACAGCACCUCGCGAAUCUCAUCCUUACUCCUUCCAACCUUAUCCCCCUCCGUCUUCACCCAACCCCACGCAAUGUCGACAUGUUCCGUCGCGGUCUCGCGCGGUUGCAUACCAGUGUACACUAUAAACAGCAUACGACCAACCUCCUCCGCGAAAACAGCGAAGGUUGGUCACGCCUCAUUGUCCUCCUCACUGGCCCGGCUGCGCUUCGCACCGAACCCGAGAGCGAUGAACAGCGUGCGGAGCGCGCCCGGCGGGUCUGGGCGAGCGCGCGCGAGCUUAUUGGCUUCUUUUCCCUCGCACCUGUCCGCGUGUACGACGUCCUUCUCGAGGUCGCCUCGUUGCACCUUGAAAAUCACUGGCGCUUCUUCUUGGAUGUCUUCCGCGAGGCCGGCCUCGGUCCGAAGGAUGCACCUGCGCCUCACCGUCUGGACGAGGAUGUUGCUACACAAACCGAGCGCAUCAGGCAUGCGCUUGACGUUAGCCCCGACGACGACACAAUGCUUUCGCGCACGCUCGCAUUCCGCUUGCGAUGGUACCGAUACCGGAGGAAGGAGAUUGGCGACGCUCCGAUCGGGCUCCUGUUCCUCACAGCACUUCUUAUCAAGUACGGCUUCGUCAAACCCGGUCAUAUCCUGCCUGCCUUGAGUCCGAGUGACGAAGAGAUGCCCAACCACGAAAUGCGUUUUGGGGACGCUAUGCGCUCCAAAUCAAGCACAAGGAAUGCUCUUACCGACACUGUCCUCGUGGACGACACAUUGCCUGCUGCAGGCUCGGACGCGCUCAGCGCGCCUACCGAGGUCAAAGAGAAGGAGGAUGAGACGGACGAGAAGAUGCUGCUCCUCCAGGCGUUGUUGGCAGUCGGCGAGUCUAACUUCUCCCUCUACCUUCUUGGGCAGUACCCCUGGGUUGUCAGUGCGUACCCUGCUGUUGCGGAUGUCAUCAUUCGCAAACUCAACUACAACAUCAGCGACCUGAGCGCUCGGCUGGUGCCGACCACUGGGUUCGGGGAUGACAUCGACUUGACACCGAACACCCGGGAAGUCGUCAACACAAUGUUUGUCCCCACUCCGCCCUCCACUCCGUCGACCGAGUUCCGCUUCUUCUACGACAGGUGGACCGAAGGCCUGGAAGUCUGGGCUGAGCCUGAGGAAAUACACACAAAGGGCGAGCGGUGGUUCUCGCUAUUGAAGGGCCUGGCCGGCCGCGAUAGCGAGCUCAUGUGCCGUGUCUGUCGUAUCAUUUCCUUGCAGUUCCACAAGCUGCGCCUCACCAAGGUCAAGGAAAAGGGCUUUAACAUUGCUCAUCUUACUUACGACCAGAGGGCGGCGCUUGUGCUUACGACCAAGGAGCUCGCCCCGUGGCGCGGCCUCAUUCGCAACACGAUCCUGCCAGCGCUUAACGUUUCCGAGACCGCCAGCGCGCCGUUUGCGCUGGAGGUUUACGAGAUCUUCUGCCACUUUGACUGGCCUACGACCUCGAGCCUCUUUGGCGAGUGGCGCGAUGCGACGACAAAUAUCAAGGAUCGCAACGCCCUCCUGCCGGCUGCUCAUGCAGCCAAUCGGGCCGAUCGCGAUGUCAAGGCGGAGCUGCAGCGUGUCACCGCGAAUAAGUCAGCACCUGGCCAGUCCACUGGCGGAGCCACUGCCGAUCGCGGUCCCGCCCGUGCGCUCGCCAAGCACGGCCACGGCAAUCCCCUUGCACUCUGGACUCGUGGCAACGGCCAGGUCAUGUCAUACGGCAUUGUUGGGAACAUUGGCGAGUUCUUUAUGGAGGUCGCACGCUACUCGGGCGCUCUUAGUAAAGAGGUCGCCGUGUUCACCUGGCUCGACAUGAUCGCGUCCACCAAGGUGGCUCCCGGUGACAGCCCGGACUCGGUCUUCGUCAAGACACGGAGCAUCGAAAACUUGGCCAGUUUCAUCGGCAUUAUCAACCGCUCGUUUGUCUUUCCAUUUGAACCCAUCCUGCAUCUCAUCGCGAGCGGCAUCAAGAAUCACGAGUGGUUCGUGCUCCCUCUCAUUGAGAAGUUUCUUCCGGGCAUGACGGGCGAGGAGAUCGUCGAAAACCACGCUAUCUCUACGGCUCAACUCAAGAGCUACGCAACAGGGCCCGAGAUGACGCGCGAGUCAUUCUACGCAUCCGAGAACACUUGCAACGAGAACCGGAAGCCUAUCCGCUCAAAAGAUCUUAUUUGGGCUUCGAGAAAGAGCGCUUCCCGCCUCGUAAAGGCGCUCAUUGAUACUCGGAUGGCAGUCCCCAUUCUUGUUGGCCUCGGCCGCCUCGCGACUGAGGCGCUGAUGUACCAGCCAGGUCGCCCGAUUAAAGCUAUGAGCGACCUCAAGGACUCGACGCGGGACAUAUUCUCCUUGUGGCUGGGCUUUGUCUCAGACCGGCUCUCUGAACUCGGCUGUGCGGACCAAAUCCCGAGCUUGAGGGAAUUGCAGGGUGACGGGAACAUCGACGAGCAGAUGUGCUGGGCUAUCCUGCGCCCCAAGCUUCGUUCGGCUCUUGCCAAGCACCACGCGGAGAGCAGUCACGCGAACGGCAAUGUCAUUGGGAAUGGCAUGGACGUUGACUCCGAGUCUGGCUGGUGGCCAGCUGCCCUCAACGAGACAGUGGAACAUGCCGCCUCCUUCCUGGACCCCGGGGCGCGGAUCAGGCUGGGGCCCGGUUUCUUGGUCCGCUUCAACUCGCUGCGCAUCUCGGACAUUGCCUUCAAUGAAGACGCGUACAAGUCGGCGCUCACAAACAUUGACAAGAUCAUCCGCGAGCUCAAGGCCCUCGUUGCGGCGGACAAGAAUCUGAAGAACUCGCAGCCGGAGCUCGAACGUCUAAAGCGUCGCCGUGCGGAGCUAGAUGCCGAGAAGGAGACACAGAAGCAGCACGUUGAGCGCAUUCACGUCGAUCUCCGGGACGAGAGUCACCACUGGUUUGCCAAGUGCAUUGAGAUGGGCCAGGACGGGGCGCUUCCAAACCUUCUCCACGAUUAUUGCUUCUACCUCCGUGCGACUCAGACUCCGGCCGACGCUAUUUACGUUGCGCGCUUCAUUCGCCUGUUGCACGAUAUCGACGUGCCCGGAUUCUCCACUAUCCACGGCUACAACCUGUUCUUCAAGGACAGCAUGGCAUCUAAGCUUUACGAGAGCACCGAGUCUGAGGCCCGCAACCUCGGCCGUGCGCUCCUUCUAAUGCUCGAGGACCUCGACCCAUGGCACCAGAGCCAGGACAGGUACAACACCGAGGCGCUUGGGAUGACGACGACUACCGACGGCACUCCGGAGUACUCGAAGCACGGCAUGUUCUACAGGGUCAAGCCCGGUCAGCCAAAGCGCCCGAUGACCUACGACGGAUUCCGCGACCAGUUCGCCAAGAUGCACGCCGGACUCACGAACGCACUGCUGGCUUGUUGGUCUUCAGAGAGCAUCUUCUGCGCACCCAAGAAUGCCCUCCAGAUUGCCCUGCAAGUUCUGCCCUUUUUCCCGAUGAUCGACGAGCACGCCGUCAAGAUUGAGAAAGCCGUCAGCGACCUGCUGCAAAGCACAGACGGAACUGUCACCGCGGACAUGAAGCCGGCUCUCCACUCGUACAAGUCGCAGCUCAAGAAGCGGAGAAUCGACCGACCGUGUAUCAAGGAGGCUGACUUCUCCCCCGCUGGCAAGCGUAAGAAGGAUUUGCAGGCCAAAGCCGCCGCUGAGGCUCGUGCCAAGGCGGAGGAGGAAGCGCGCAAGAAGAAGGAGGAGGAAGAGCGCGCACAGGCGGAAGAGGAGGCUCGUUCCAAGUCUGCCGCUGAUGCCGAUACCAAAAUGGACGUUGAUGCGCCCGGGGAUGUGAAGCCUGAGGCUGCGGCCCCGGCCCCGGUCAGCGCACCGUCCGGAACUCCGCCGUCCUCAGACGCGGCUACUUUGCGUGCCCGGCUCGAGGCGAAGAUGGGUACACGAAACAAGAAGUUGGCCGCGGCCAACGCCGCGCCUGAGGCUGUAACCUCGCCUCUGCCACAAGCGCAGGCAGAGCCCUCCGCCCCCACCGACCGCUCUAUGGCGCCCCCGCCCGAGCCGUCGGUUGAGGACGCGCGUGCCGCGGCGCGUGCGCGUAGGUUUGGCGCGCUGGCGCCAGGCCCCGGCUCGGCACCUGGGACGCCUCGCGACGACAGCCGUGCAUCCACUCCUAGGGCGUCCUCGCCUCGCGAUCGUCGGACACGUGCCGGCACGGAUGACAGCCGUGUCUCGGAGCGGUCGAGGCGGCAGGAAGAGCGCGACCGGCGGGACCGGGGCAGGGACGGGGAACGGGAGCGUCGAGAGCGUGGCGGCCGCGACCGCGACGCAAGGCGCGAUGAGAGGGGCGACCGCACACCGCGCGACGCCCGCGACCCGCGCGAGAGGGAUCGCCGCUUGGAGCCUCGCAACGACGAGCCUGUGCGCGACCCCAGAGGAAGGGAAGAGCGGUACCGCGAAGAGCGCCGUGUAGACGAGCGCCCGCGCGCCCGCUCGAGGGAGGACCGGCGCGGGGACAGGGACGGGCGCGACGCCCGCGACCGCCGCCGCGACGAGCGGCCGCUUGAGAACAACGCUCCUGCUCCUUCUGGCGAAAACCGCAACGGCCGAGCCGAGCGCGAUGUGCGCAUGCCCCAGCGCUCACCUUUACGCACGGAGGACCGCCCUCUGUCCCGCAACGAGGAACGGCCUCCCUCUCGCAAUGAGGACCGUCCUCCCCCCCGCAAUGAUGGUAGACCUCCAUCUCGCCACGAGGACCACCCCCCUGCCCGCCACGAGGACCGCCCUCCGGCUCGCAACGAGGACCGACCUCCAUUCCGCAGUGAAGACCGGCCUUUGCCUCGCAAUGAGGACCGGCCUUUGCCACGCAACGAGGGCAGGCCUGACGACCGCGACCGCCGCAUGCGCGAUCGACGCGACCCGCGCGACCCUCGCGACCCUCGCGAUCCUCGCGAUCAGCCCAACCCGAACCACCUUCCGCCGCUUCCGCGCGACGGUCCGCCUCACCGAGGCGACCGCCGCGACAUGCGUAGUCCCGUGCGGUUUGACGACCGCCGUGACCGGAGGCCCGAUGGCGCGGAAGAGCGAAGGGACGACCGCCGGCGGAGAGAUGAGGCGCGCCGCGAGGAGCCACGCCGGGACGCCCCCCCUCGCCGUGAUGAGCCUCCUCAGCUCCAGGAGAGAGAUGGUGACAGGACACCGCGCACGCGCGACACGCCUAAGGAACCCAGAGGAGCCGCUCCAGGCCCCGCUGGCACCCGCUCGCCGCCAAAGGAGGACCGCCCCGCCGGCAACCGCUCUCCGCGUAAGGAUGCCCUACCUGAGCGCCCUCCGCCCAGUGAGGCACCACGUGUCGAUCGCUCUGCGCCUUUCGCCCGGGCAUCGCCGCCUCGCCAGGCCGAGCCUGCGUCGUCUGCACCAUCGCAGUCUGCCGGGGGACGUCGCGACCCUCCUACUGGGCCGUCAAGCUUGCCUAACAGACCCCGCGGCGCACCCUUGCCUGACAGGGAGAGGCGGCCAGAGCCAGCUCCCGCUGAACCGCCGCGUUUACCCGUGAAAGCUCCGGCGCCGCUUCCGCUGCCUCCUCGUGAGCAAACGCAGGCCCCGUCUCGUGAUGCUCCGCCUGCUGGGCGCGAGCCUUCUGCGCCCCAUCCCCGGGAGCUGAGGCGCAAUCAUUCCGACCGUGGUCGUGACUUGGGUGGUCGUGGAAAUGGCGGACCUGGCGGGCAGGGCGGCCAGAGAGAGCUGAUGCCGCCAACGCAGGCCGGCAGCUCGCUUAUGGCGCGCAUGGGCUUGUCGUCGGCGUCCGCUCCCGUGCAGGAGAAAGAGAGCCGCAAGCGUCCGUUAGACUCGGACGGUGCGCCCAGCUCGCGCGAGGGAUCGCCAGGUCACAAGCGACGGAGCCGUCAUGGAGGGGGCCGCGAACGCCAGGGCGCCGCCAACCGGCUGUUCAGUGGUGCGAUGCAAGCAGCAAGUAAGAAGUAGAAGGGCCGCGAGUGUGCGGAUCAGUAGACUAGCAUUAUUGCAAAGCAUGUACGUUUAUGUCUCUUGUUUC